Eurytemora carolleeae is the source of this 776-nucleotide messenger RNA. RefSeq names its product vesicle-associated membrane protein 2. Lineage: Eukaryota; Metazoa; Arthropoda; Copepoda; Calanoida; Temoridae. The coding region runs from base 16 to 357 and encodes 113 amino acids. The transcript has 4 exons. Gene Ontology annotation, biological process: vesicle fusion; vesicle-mediated transport; SNARE complex assembly. Gene Ontology annotation, molecular function: SNAP receptor activity; syntaxin-1 binding. Gene Ontology annotation, cellular component: SNARE complex; plasma membrane. The record is from RefSeq and is a predicted model, not a curated record.
GUUUCAGAAAUAAAAAUGGCUGAUGAUAACAGUGGCAGAAGACUCCAGCAGGCCCAGCAGCAGGUUGGGGAAGUCGUUGACAUCAUGCGGGUCAACGUAGAGAAGGUUUUAGAGAGGGAUUCUAAACUUUCCGAGUUGGACCAGAGAGCGGAUACUCUGCAGGAGGGUGCUAGUCAGUUCCAAACUCAGGCUACUAAACUGAAGAGGAAGUACUGGUGGCAGAACAUCAAGAUGAUGAUCAUCAUCGGGGUCAUCGUAGCGGUCAUCCUGCUCAUCAUCAUCAUCUACGCCUCGACCGGAGGAAGCAGUGCUCCUGAGGUUGUAACUACUACUGAGACUCCAGCUAUAGAUGGAUAGAUAGCUAAUCAGAACUCCAGUUCCUACUAACAAAGGCCUCAUCCUUACUCCGUCGUAGCAUCUACACACCCCUUCUGCUCCUCAUCCUACUCCUUUCCUCGAACCUUGCACAUCUCCUUUUUCUGCCUUCCAUCUCCAUUAGACCCUACUUCAUUAUCUCCCACCAAUUCCCCUGUCACCUUAUCAUCCUGUCUUGUAGUUUACUGGACAUCUUAAACAUCAAUAUUUACAUGAUGUAUAUUGUAUAUUGUAUAUCCAAUAUUAGAUAUCCUGCGUAUAUGAUAUAUUUUAUUUUUAUAGGAUGCAUUGGAAAUGUGUUUUUAUUUAGUAAUUUUGAUAAUAUGCGAAUCCAAAAUUGAUAUAUUGUGAUAACCCGUGAUUUUUUUGUUAUUUCACCAAAAAAAAUUUUUCCAUCUGAA